Candidozyma auris is the source of this 624-nucleotide messenger RNA. RefSeq names its product Rab family GTPase. Gene Ontology annotation, molecular function: GTP binding; GTPase activity. NCBI's taxonomy places the organism in Eukaryota, Fungi, Ascomycota, Pichiomycetes, Serinales, Metschnikowiaceae. The transcript has a single exon. The coding region runs from base 1 to 624 and encodes 207 amino acids. Gene Ontology annotation, biological process: regulation of exocytosis; protein localization to plasma membrane; protein secretion. The record is from RefSeq and is a predicted model, not a curated record. Gene Ontology annotation, cellular component: endosome; plasma membrane.
AUGACCCGUGUACCCAGAGAGCAUCCCUAUGACCAGAUCUUGAGAUUCAUCUUUCUUGGAGACUCAGGCGUGGGUAAGUCAAGCUUGUUGUUGCGUUUCACCCAAGACAAAUUCAAGCCCUCGUUCAUGGCUACCAUUGGAGUCGACUACAGUGAAAAAGUAAUCGACAUCAAGGACAAAAAAAUCAAGUUGCUGAUCUGGGACACCGCCGGCCAAGAACGGUUCCAGAGCCUCUCCAAAGCGUACUACCGAGGCUGCCGAGGAAUCUUGUUGGUUUACGAUGUCACCCAGAGAGAAACUUUUGAAAAUAUUCACCGCUGGAUGGACACUCUUCGGUCCCAGGCACACGAGUCUGCCGAAAUCUUCUUGGUGGGCAAUAAAAGCGACGAUAAGGAAAACAGAGAGGUUUCCAUCGACGAGGGGAAGGCGUUGGCGGUCCAGUUAAACGUUCCUUUUGUGGAGACCAGCGCCAAAAGCAGUCUGAACGUCGAUGCCUGUUUUCGAGAAUUGGCAAUGAUGCUUGGGCAAAAGGGACUUACUCAGCCGGAGCCUGUUUCUCAGAGUCUGAGCAAAUCUCAAACGGUCGAUUUGUUCACACAUACAAUGAAGAACAACUGCUGUUGA